GCCGCAAGCGGCAGCAGCUGCUGAUCUCUGACAUAUUUCCCCUUAUUACUGCUGCUGCCAUAUUGUGGCCACCCCUUCCUCCCCCCUCCACAAGCUUCAUGAGUACAGCCAACAAGAUUAAAUGGGUCCAGUAACUGGAAUGAGUCCAGAUAAGAAAGGUGAAACGCCAGGAGCAGAGAAGACAGUAGGGCUAAGGCAUAUCCAAAGAAUGGGAAGCCUGCCGGAGGCUGGGGAUGCGGCUCGGCCAAAGGCCACGGCUGUGGACAGUGACCUGGCUGACGACGAGCUCACAAACUUGAACUGGCUGCACGAAAGUACUAACCUCCUAACAAACUUCAGCCUCGGAAGUGAGGGUCUUCCAAUGGUCAGUCCUCUCUAUGACAUUGAGGGUGACAGCGUGCCAUCCUAUCCUUCGUCCUGCUACAUGAACGCAGAGAAGAAAUCUGCUACUUCCAAGCCCCCUUAUUCCUUUAGCCUUCUAAUCUACAUGGCAAUUGAACAUUCUCCUAACAAGAGCUUGCCGGUGAAAGAAAUUUACAGCUGGAUCCUGGAACGUUUCCCAUACUUUGCUACGGCCCCCACUGGAUGGAAGAACUCCGUGCGGCAUAAUCUUUCCCUUAACAAGUGUUUCCGAAAGGUGGAAAGAAGCCAUGGCAAGGUGAAUGGGAAAGGAUCUCUAUGGUGUGUGGACCCAGAAUAUAAGCCUAACCUUAUUCAGGCUCUGAAGAAGCAACCUUUCCCCUCUGCAUUUGCAUUUUAUACCCCGCCGGCAUCACCACUGAGUGGUUCAUCAUCUCCUCGCUACUUGACCUCAGUCUUGAAACAGAGUCAGGGUCAGUCUAUCAAAGACUCUGAUAUUGAUGCUGCUACUGCCAUGAUGCUGUUGAAUACUUCUAUUGAACAAGGCAUUUUAGAUUGUGAGAAGCCACAACCUCUCAAGCUCUCCAAGAAAAGGAACUAUGGCAGCGCAUUCCAUAAUCACAGUAUGGCCAGCCAGCAGGAGACCAGUUCCACGGUCCCCAACAUCGACCCCAAGGAGGAUCACAAUUACAGCGCCAGCAGUGUGGCCUCACAGCGUUGUGCAUCGUUGUCAAGUGUGUCUUCUCUGUCUUCCAUCGAUGAGGUGUAUGAAUUCGUCUCAGAGGCUAGCCGGGCUGGGAGCGAUGGCAGCGAAGGGUUCCACAGCGAAGAGGACACGGAUGGCGAUGACGAAGAAGACGACCCCCUGGCGGACAGCGGUUAUACCUCACAGCCGCGUGUUGCUCCUUCUGAUAAGAGCCAGCCUCACAAGACAGCCCUGGAAGAGCUCUGUCAAGAAAUAGACGAGGAACUGAAAGAGGCAGCUGGGUCACUGCUUCACUUAGCUGGGAUCAGCACAUGCCUAGGCUCCCUAAUAAGUACUGCAAAGACCCAUAACCAGAAACGAAGGAAAAAAGAAUAAUGACACCAUGUGAAAGAAAUAUAGAGUGAUAGAUAUAAAAUGCAUAUUUUAUUUUUUAGCGUGGCAAUACUCCUCUACUUUUUACCCUUCACAAGGGAGAUCAAAGCCAUAAAAAGGACUUUUUUGUUUGUUUUUUAUUUUUGCAGAUUAUAAUUUUGGUGAUUUUUUUUUAAUUUAAUUUUUUUUAAUGAAAGGUGGCAGUGGUGGCUUUUAGGUAUUGAGGAACUUAUUUAAUUGUGCAGUGCAUGUGGGAAGGGGAAACCUAACUCCUCUCCACCAAUAAUUUAGAAAAGUUGGGUAUUUAUGAUUUCCAGCAGAGUGGUUGGUUUCCCGCUAGUGACUCUGGUUGUAUCAUCUCAUGCUAAACGUGAACAUUUGCAUCUUGCCUUACGUACAAGAUCUUGUAUACAUCUUUGGUACAAGUGCAGCUUGAGGGAUGCAGAUGUGUCUCGUAAUUGUGUAACAUAUGGGCAAGGUGGGAAUGUGGAAUUGUGCCCCUAUCCGACCUCCAGGCCUACCUGAUGUUCACAGAUUAGGUUACAGGCCUCCUAGCCAUCAAAAUCAGGAAGUCAAGGUCAAGCAGAUUGGACCUGUGUGUGUGUGUUACCUCCUGUACCCGUGUAUUGAUUCCACAGAUCUUUGUGCUAAAGCAGCAGGAUCUGAGUCCAGUGGCACUUUAGAGACUAGCAAGAUUUUCAGCAUGUAAGCUUUUGAUAUUCAAAGCUCCCGUCUUCAGAUACCAGGUAGAUCCUGAAAAUCUUGUUUGUCUCUAGGGUGCCACUGGACUCAAAUCCUGCUGUUCUGCUGCAGACCAACAUGGCUAUCUGCCUGAAACGUAGUUCUAAGGGAGGCACUUUCCUCAGAUGGAAGGAGCCUUCCCCUGAUUCAAGCCUCUUUCAUUGACGUGUUCCUUCCAUUUGAGGGGACGUGCUUCCGCUAGUGGAAAGGAUCUUGGGGAACCUGCCCAUGGAUGCCUAUUCCAUCCAGCAUAUUGUUGCCAGAGUGGAGCAUGUGAUUCGGAUAAGUGGGCGCAAUCCCUGUCAUUCACUGUCUUACUGUUCAUGAACUUUGGGUCAUUACCGCAGUGUUUCUGCUGGACUUUAGAAAUUAGUGACAUAGAAGCCAUUCCUAUGUUCUGUAGGGAGCAUGACUUCCCAGCCUUGCUUUCCUUGUUGCGCCGCUGCUUCAUGCGCAAAGAGACGGUGGUCCAUGGUAACCUGAAUAAUAUAAAACUGCCAUCAUGGAUCACUUCCCAAGUUACGUUACUUGAUACCCGACAGUAUCGCAUAGGGCGGGGGGGGGGGGGCGGAAACGGCACGUGUGAGCUUGAAUAUUUUUGAAAGAGAGUAGUUAGUUUCCCAGUUUCAUUCACGUAGCAUUUUCCUCCUGGAUGUACCAAAAAAUAAGAAGCUGGUUCCUUCUUUCACUUCUUUAUUUUUUUAAGGUUGCUAACGUACACGUGUGUUUCUAAACCUAAGGUCACCCUUACUGUCUUGAUACCUACAUUAAGUGAAACAUACUGAAUGGCUGAAUUAUGAAUUGUUAUUUCAGAGACAACUUGAGCUUACAUGUUCAGGUAGAGGGUCUGCGUGAGGGAGGGUGACGCUCUUCUGAGUUGAAGUAGCCAGCUGACUUUGGCCCAGUUCGUGCAUCAAGGCUAUUCCACGACACACUGCGGGUACAGCGUCACAUACUGAGUGCCCUUCCACACAAAAACUCCUUUCCACAUAGAAAACCAGAUGUCAAAAAGGAAGGGUCCUGACCUAGCCUUCCUUUGACGGGCUAGAUUUCUGUGUUAAUCAUGUUUAUUUCAUGGGGGAGCAGUUUGAAGUGGUGUGGCCCAGACAUGAUGAGGACUGGGCCAAAUGAGUUCUCAUGCUGUCUCAAAGUCCUGGCUAUUUCUUUUUGACUUGCUGCAUUCUUCCCUUUUGAACUGCACUAACCUAACUUACCUUGAAGAGCCAGUAUCUAAAAUACAGCCUUAAGGGGCACCAUUUAAAGUGUGUGAACACAUACGCCUGUUAGGCCACUGAAGGCGGUUAUGACACACACUUUUCAUUGCAGGUAGCUUCCAUCUUUCUUGCAUAAGAGUAACUUAGGGGGUGAAAUUCUGACUCUUUUAAAAUCAGUGGGGAUUUUGCCAGUGACAACACAGCCAGGGAUAGCGCUGUUCUCCAUAUUCAUUAUCUCAGCAACAACACAUCCCUUGUCAAUUUUCCAGUUGACCCAAGAUCUCUGUAGUGGUUGAAAUAUGGCUGUACACAAUGUACACACUGUCUUACAGUGCAUGUGCUAGGAGAUUGCAAAUGUACUAGGAAAUUGCAAAAAGAAACAGGCCCCUCUGUGAACAGUGGCUGAGGGAGCCUUGCAUUUUCACAUUUGCAGGUCCUUUUGAUUGCAGGUGGGCUUGCGUGCUUGCAGUCUUAAAAAAUAGUUGUGUUACCACCUGAGUGUGCCACAAGGUAUGGUGCAAGCAUCUUCUGCUUUGCAUGUUCCAGUAGUGCAGUUGGAAAUGAGAUCAUCAGUCUGCUGCUCAAGGGCAACCAUGUAGUCCAGAUUACCCUUUAUCUCUUAUUGCUUAUAUGGGUGUGUUUGGGUGGUAGUGGGGGGGACCAGUGAGCUGCCCAAGCACAUGCAGUUUUUGAAAUAAGCCAUCUGUUGAUGUUUCUUAAGGGGAAUGUGGGAAAUGGCAUCCGAAAGGGGAUUGUGAUGUUUCCCGGCUAGUGAGUUUGCAGUACCCACUGGGCAGAAUCCACCAGCAGCUUUUUCUGUGCAAGCCCCACUGAGAUGAGGAUGAGUCCCUGCAAGAAAGGUGCAGCUACGCUCUUGUGUAACUCCUUUUCCUCUCGAGGGGUACUUUCACAAGCAGUGUUUAUGGAUGGGGGCUUCAGGGGGCCAUUGUGCCCUGUAAUUCUGAGAAUGAGUGUUUCGUAAUGAUCUAAGCAUCAGUGUAAGCCACAUCUUCCUGGUUUGGAGGGGCAGCUUGAAGUGUCAUUGACACGUCGUACUAUUCUCCUGUGGACUUGUAGUGCAAGAGCAAGGUUGCAAGCUGCUGCGAAAGCAAGUUUAUCCCUGGGGAAGGGGGGGGGCUGCUCCAAAUUACCGCAAUCCAAACCAGGUUUUGCAAAGCAGAUUGAAGCUAAAAUCUGACCAGUAACAGAGAUUCUCUGACUUAUUUUUGAGGGACAAGUAUUAGAUGGUCAGGGUUUUGUUGGUUUUUUAAAAAAAAAAUAACACUGCCUCUUCUUGAAUACUGCCUUCUUUAUACUCCUGUAGAAAUCCUGCCACUGUAAUCCUGUAGGCAUUCUUACGAAAUCCAAUCCAUUGGCCAUGAUCCAGCAAGCACAGCUGGGGCUUUCCUGUUACCAGCUCUGGAACAGUUUGCAUUGGCAGUAAAGACAGCCGAGCCUGAAGGUAGUUUGUUUGAUGGUAACUACCACUUAUCCGAUAAUAUCUGCAGAUAUUCUCCAGAUGGGCUGGCGUUAAGAUUCCAAGGCUCCAUGUAGCAUUUUGAGUAUUUCAGAGCAAAUCCUUGCUAAAACAAUAGCAACUGUAAAUGACUCCACCUUGUAAUCACAUUGCUAGUUCUAGACAAAAAAAAAAAUCUUGAAUGCAUGGAUGUUUGCACGCUCACCUGCUUGUACACGACUGUCUCCAAUGUAAAGCUUAAAUAUGUUUGGUGCACAUUCUGUAUGUCUCUUGCUUCUCCUUUUCAACCCAAAUGCUUUGACUGAUUGGCCAAAACAAUAAUCUGCCUGCCUAAAGUGCUUUUAGACUGACUUCCCUUGUUUUGAUAUUGUUCCCAGAAGAUCAGCCACAAGUCAGCAUGGGUAAGGAUUUACACCUAUAUCUACUUGUGAGUCAGACAUAGGACCAGGUAUGUGUGUGUAUGCGUGUGUAUGUUUUGACUGUGGGGAUUAAUUGGUGUAUUUAAUGGAAAAACAGGCAAGAUGUUUUAGAAAUAGUUACCAAGUGGUACAGAGCUUUGUAAAAAAAGUAUCACUGAACAAAGCAGUAAAAUGCAACCGAAACAUAGUGGAAACGUCAGGCAGAAGCCAGAACCAAAAAAUCUUGUAGAUUAAAAUGCUGGCUAUAAAUACAAAUUUUAUUUGCUAUACAAGGAGGUUGCAGGGAAGGACAUUCUGCUGUUGUGGGACCACCUAUGAAAAAGGACUUGGUCCAGUGGCCUUAGAUUCUACAUCCCUAAAAGAUGGUACUUGGAGCAAAGCCCCCGUGUCCUACUGCCUGGAUAAUUCAUAUGGGAGAGGAAAUCCCUGCAGGUGUACUUCACCCAGGCCAUGUAAGGCUCUUCUCCCAUGCCUGAACUUACAUAUGGGGAUAGGAAUGUAAACUUGCCGUAUCAGAAUUUUCAUGAGGGAUGUCAUUUGUGAGCCUCUCUCUUAAAUGACAAAAGGUAUGUGAAGUAGUGUCUGGCUCCUGCAGCUCAAAAUUAAUGUGAAUUCUCUGCUCACCAAUGGAAAGAGGCCUGUAUGUUUUGUGCAAAACACAACUUUUAAUUCCUGUAUGUUGUUCCUGACCAGAGAUGUCGACUCGCACUCACUAGCAUUUGUCCAAAGUACAUGUUUUAAUAACUUGUGAUUGUGAAAUGUUUUUAAGCAAUGCAAAUAACAGGACUGCUGUAUCUUUUUAAAAAGUAUUUCUUUAGGUCUUGCAUAUCUUUGAUGGUUGACAAGAACUAAAUUUAGAUCUUGCUAAAAUGGGCCAGACUUGAAAAUGAGGCUUCUUCCCUGAAACUUGAGUGUUCAGUCUUGUUGUCUUGCAUCUGACUUGAUAAGAGUUCUGUCUGAGGUCUCUUUCCCAACAGACAUUGUGCACAAUUAUCUCUCUCUAUGUGUCCUCCUUAUAUGAAUGCAGUAUUCAGUGUCAGUUCUAGAAAAUGUGUAGUACUUGUUGGCAUCGAUAACAGUUUCCCUAAUGAUAAUUUCUAUAGUUUUCCACAUAUAAUGGCAGAGCAAUAAAAGCAUUGUGGGAAGAGAAGCUGAGGAAAAAAAAACUCCACUUAAAAUCCAGUAUGAGGGCUGAAAUGGCUGCAGGGCAAGAAGUCUGGCUCCCACAGCAUUUAAGAGCCAGGCUGCACAUUAUACAGAAUAGGAUGGUAGAAUUCUUCACUAUACUGCUUCAGCCUACAGGUGGGAAGUAAUACUUUAGCAUUUCCUCCUAUGGUUGAAGAAAAAAAACCCUCUGCACCUAGAAACUUAACCUAUGGGGAUUACUGUAGCCCCUUCCCUCAUUUGGUGGUUUUCUGCAUCCAGGGAGCUUUCAAAAAUACAACCACAAAGACCCUUACCUUCAUUUUGAAGUGUCUCAGUCCAGAGUUUUUUCUCAUCUCGUACUGGGUGGUGUGUAGAUCUGUAAGAUGUCAGGAAGCAGGCCCUUCAUGCCUUUUGAGACAUUGAUUCCCUUGCAAAUGCCUUGUCACGGUCAAUAAGGAAAGAGAACUCUUACAGCAACAUUCCUGGAAUGGUCAAAAUGCAAAUCUCCUGUCUACCAUUCCCACAAUGACUUUACAAAAGAAUUGUAUUGUCAUGGAGUAGCAGUAUUGUGUGAGUGGGUCUUCGCUCCCUACUUUCUCAGCAUUAGAGGUUCACUACUCCCUAUUGGCUGCUGUAGUCCACGUUCUAGCUUCACUGUCUAUAUUCCCACAUAGCUGUACGUGUCUUCCUGUGGCCAAAAUCCAUCCAGAGCUCUGUCCUAGCAUAUAGAUGAAUCUUGAACGUUUUCUCCAACACACUCCUUCCCCUGUCACCACCUCCAUAGUGAAAUCCUUGCUUAGUUUGGCAUCUGGUUAAGUCAUGCGCAGACAGGACAGAUAGCCAGAUGAUGGUGGUGUUGAACGGGGCCAGACAUGCUUUGCUGACCCCUCCGCCCCCAAGACAGACUGGAGUGAACAUAGGCUGGGCAGUCAACGUGGCUAGAAUUGUAGUAUUGUGGUGAUGAGAACACUGAAUUUUUGCAGGUUCUGUCUUUGCUAGCUAGCCCAAGCACCAAACCAAGGGCAAUUGUUUUCUUUAUUACAGAAUAUUAAUGCCUUCCUAAUUUGUUCAAAGGUGCUCAUAUUUCCAGGUAUUUGUGUCUCCUUUGUGUCUUGAUCUUUCUUCCUAAUUAAGAUGUAGAUACACAUACUGAAAACAUAGGGUACUUUCAACAAUCCUCUAUUUCUCUCAGGAGUAGUUAUAUCUCUGAGUUAUACCUGGAAUAUCUACAAUAUUUCUGUCUGUAUUACACCACUCUUUAGUUAAAUUCUUGAAUUGGAGAUAAUCUGUGUCUUCACAAAAAGUAGAUCUUCCUGUGGCUCUGCUUCUUUAGAGUUUGGGUGGGGAACUGCAUGGUUGGAUACUCUUUACAUAUUGAAAAUGAGGGGGGUGGGGUUCAGGUGAUGCUAGAUCCCUUCUCCCUACUCUGUCUGCAGGGAAUUCUUGGGGAGGGGGGAGAAGUGUGCAAUUAUCCAGUCCCCUACCUGUAUUUAAAAUAGUACAGUCUCUAAAUGAGCAUGCCACACCACUUUCUGAAUAUACAACUAAGCCCUUAAUUACUGUUUUGUUUAUGUUUUAUGUAAGAAGGUAAGGAAGAGACAAUUUUAGAUCAAAUAUGUGCCUAGGUAAAGAGGAUAAACAGAAUUGUUUCCUGCAGCUAGAUUUAGGGAUUGAUAACAGUGGCUAAAUUCCUUUAAAGAAGAAUUUACUAUUGGGUAAGUGAAGGCGUUGCAAUGGUUUACCAGUAUUUCAAGGAGUACACCUUAAGAGGGGGAACUUGAAGUGUGACAGCACUGCUGCCAUCAAUGGCUUCCCCGUAUCAAUUGCUCUUCAUAAAAAAUGGGUCAGGCCCUUAUAUCCUGUUUCACUGACCCAACUCCACAUAUUUUUCACUGACCCAACUCCACAUAUUCCUUCAGCCACUGCUGAAGGAAUGCAUGUGUUGAUGCAGGAAUGAGGAGAUUCUACAUGAUGUGGGGCAAACAUUGAUACAGGGUGCCACAGUUGCAGGCUCGUGUGAAGUGUAGGCUAUGGCUUUGUUUCUGACUUCCCCUUCUGCUCACUUGAUCCAUAAGAACACAAUCCUGCAGUGUGAGGUGGGAAAAUAGCUGUUUAUAUAGUGCAACUCUGCUUAUGCUGCAUAAGAGCCAAACCUAGAGUUCUGCCCUUAAUGUGAUUUCAGGUUUAUUUUGGUUUUUUAAGUUUUUUUUGGGGGGGGGGAGUUGGGAGGGUAAAUCAGUUCAUACCAAAUUCUCAUUUUAGUAGGUAGAGUAUUAAAUGAAUCCAACUCUGUCCUGAAAUAAACAUGCAGAGGUUUCCGAGAGAGGGUUGCCCCUCCUUGAGAUAAAUACUGACACCAGUGCUGUGCAAAUCUUUCUCUUUCAUAUUCCACAGCAAAAUUAUAUCUUCUGUGAGAAUUGCAGGCAAUCCUUUAUAGAAAGCCCAACUUUGAACUUGUUCAUCUUUGUUUGGCCAAAGCAAUAGCUUUGGUUAAAGCAAAGCACACCUCACUAUGCUAAUAGCGAGGUAGUCAAAAUAUUUAUUGCAAAAGAAGAGUAUUUUUUAAAAUGUUGUACCUGUCAUUUAUUUAGAAAAGCACAUUCUCCACAGCUAACUGCCAGUGCCAAUAAAAGGUCUGUUUCAUAAGUGUACAUUUUUUCCAGACUUAAAGUGCAUAAUUUAAAAGUAUUAUGUUGCCAUCUUAUAGUGAUAUGAAAUGUUUAUAAUUGCCAAUUCAUUGUGACUAUUAUUUAUUUAAAACGUGAAAAUUUGUAAGAAUGCUUUCUGAUCAAAUUAGAGUUCUUUUGAAAAAUUACUGUUAGCUUGGUUUUUUUUUAACCUGACAUAGCAUAUGAGAGCCCCUUGGAUUUCUUUAGAAAAACUCUGACAGUAGAUUAAUCACCAAUUCUAACACUUCACCCCCCUUUCCCUGUUGAGUAGUUUUUGCCCGGUUUAAAGACAACUUUACAGAUAUUUUAGUUUUUGUAUGCUAACCUCUAUUAAUUAAAAUGUUUAUGGAGUUUAUUUUUA
Molecule: messenger RNA, 9465 nt
Organism: Eublepharis macularius
Lineage: Eukaryota; Metazoa; Chordata; Lepidosauria; Squamata; Eublepharidae
Gene: FOXN2
Product: forkhead box N2
Exons: 6
Coding region: 122-1441 (439 amino acids)
Biological process (GO): regulation of DNA-templated transcription
Cellular component (GO): nucleus
Molecular function (GO): cis-regulatory region sequence-specific DNA binding; DNA-binding transcription factor activity
Source: RefSeq, a predicted model, not a curated record